ACGGCCCCAGCAUGCGCCUUCUUCGGCUUCGUGGCAGAAUACCUGGCUGCUUGAGCGCAAGCAGCCAAGGACGUACUCUACCCGCUUCCCUCGCAGCCUGCCCGCGUAUAUUUGCACCUCGGCGCUCUUUCACAGUUGCAAGGACUUCAUGUGCAGCCCAUUCCCCCGUUUUAACCGCCGACCGCUAUCCACACUUGAAGCGUGACACACGAUACAAGGCUCUCACAGAUGAAGAUAUUGCGUUCUUCAAAAGUGUAAUCAAGUCAGACGCGGGGGUGAUAACCGCAGAUCGUCCCGACGAAUUGGAGCCCUUCAAUGAGGACUGGAUGCGGAGAUUCAGAGGGCAAUCAAAGGUUGUUCUUCGCCCAAAAACAGCCGCUGAAGUGGCGGCGCUCCUCAAGUAUUGCAAUGAGCACCGUCUGGCGGUGGUACCUCAAGGAGGCAAUACUGGCCUGGUGGGAGGAAGUGUACCUGUCCAUGAUGAGAUUGUUCUUAGUUUGCAGAACAUGAACGAAAUUAGGAGCUUUGAUGAAGUGUCUGGGAUCUUGACAUGCGAUGCUGGUUGCGUGCUGGAAGUGCUGGAUAAUUGGUUGGCUGAGCGAGGUUACAUGAUGCCUCUUGACUUGGGAGCAAAGGGGAGCUGUCAGAUAGGCGGUAACGUUGCGACAAACGCAGGAGGUCUGCGUCUAUUGCGGUAUGGGAGCUUGCAUGGCACAGUACUAUCAAUGGAAGUCGUACUGCCAGAUGGUCGGAUAGUGGAGCUGGGACAGCCGCUGAGAAAGGAUAAUACCGGCUACGAUUUAAAGCAAUUGUUCAUUGGAUCUGAAGGCACGUUGGGUAUCAUUACUGCCGUUUCCAUAUUAACACCUCGAAGGCCGAAAGCGGUGAACGUUGCAAUGUUGGGAGUCAGCACAUUUGAAGGCGUCCAAGAGGUGUUCAAACACGCUAAAGGCGAGCUGAACGAGAUCCUCUCUGCUUUUGAAUUCUUUGAUCAUACAUGCUUGAACCUGGUUAAACACCAUAUUCCGAACGUCCGCGAACCCUUCACCACCCAAACGCCCUUCUACGUCCUCAUAGAGACAAACGGAUCCAACAAGGACCAUGAUGAUGAGAAGCUUGCCGUGUUCUUAGAAAACCUUAUGACGGAAGGGGUGGUGGAAGAUGGUGCUCUGGCGCAAGAUUCGACGCAAGCUGCUGGGAUGUGGAGCAUUCGAGAAACGAUUACAGAGUCACUAGCCAAGGAAGGAGGCAACUACAAGUACGAUCUAAGUGUUCCUGUUCCUCACCUGUACAGUGUUGUGGAGGAGAUGCAAGAGCGGCUCGCCUCUGUUGGACUAUUUGACAAGAAUGGAUCUGCGACAGGCCGAGUGAAGCAUGUGGUUGGGUUUGGUCACAUGGGAGAUGGCAACCUACAUUUGAACCUGACCUCUACGGGAUGGGCAAAGGACAUUGACGAGGCUAUUGAACCAUUCCUCUACGAAAUCAUCCAAAAGCAUGGAGGUUCCAUCUCUGCUGAGCAUGGAUUGGGGCUGAUGAAGGCGCCGUACCUUCAAUACUCCAAGAGCGAAGCUUUCAUUGAAUUGAUGAGGAGCAUGAAAUCAGUGUUUGAUCCAAACGGCAUUCUGAAUCCAUACAAGUACUUUCCACCUCUAAGUAAAUAGAUACUACAAAUCAUGGGGAUCUGUAUGUAGAGUGUGAUAAUCGCAUGUCCAAUGAGGUUCUUCGUCUAUUGCAAGUCAUGAAACAUGUGACUGGAAGUCAGCCCAAUUAUUAUCAGGACUUCGCGGAAUUACUGCCACCUGGUGUGCGACAUAAAGUUGAAUAUCGAUGUUGAAGCAGAAGCAUUAUCUGCCUGAUUCUCAUAACAUCUGGCCUUGUGUGCCGGUACCAGGCACGCCGAUAAAUGUCGAAAAGUCAAUUGGAGCUCUCCAUUCGGAUAGUAAAUAGAAUGCUUAGAUGCAGUCAAAAUUGCGGUGUUAAUACCCUUAGAAUAUUUUAUCAGAAGGAGAUUUAAACAGGAGUUAUUGUACGCAUUCGAAUAUAAUUAUAUUAUGAAA
Spizellomyces punctatus DAOM BR117 is the source of this 2057-nucleotide messenger RNA. Its product is annotated as D-lactate dehydrogenase. Gene Ontology annotation, cellular component: mitochondrion. The coding region runs from base 12 to 1661 and encodes 549 amino acids. The transcript is spliced from 4 exons. Gene Ontology annotation, molecular function: FAD binding; catalytic activity. The record is from RefSeq and is a predicted model, not a curated record. NCBI's taxonomy places the organism in Eukaryota, Fungi, Chytridiomycota, Chytridiomycetes, Spizellomycetales, Spizellomycetaceae.